Sapajus apella (tufted capuchin) is the source of this 3102-nucleotide messenger RNA. RefSeq names its product zinc finger protein 212 (gene ZNF212). Gene Ontology annotation, biological process: regulation of DNA-templated transcription. The coding region runs from base 197 to 1930 and encodes 577 amino acids. The transcript is spliced from 5 exons. The record is from RefSeq and is a predicted model, not a curated record. Lineage: Eukaryota; Metazoa; Chordata; Mammalia; Primates; Cebidae.
CGGGGCGGAGCUUCGCGGUUUGGACGCAGCCGGGGUUUUGGUUUCCCCGGGCUGCCGCUGGUGCGGGUGAACUGGGACCCUUCUCCCCGCGACCCCAGUGUUCUGCCCUUUUUUUUCUCCUCCGCUUCCUUCCUCGGGGGUGUCGGAGCCUCAGCCCCUUGCGCCUUUGCCCAGAAACUUCUUCGAAGCUUGUUCUAUGUUGUCGGAUUUGUUACCCUGUCCACACAUUUUCUCUUUCGUGCUGAAAGAGAGCCCUUUCCCGGGUUGGAGCGGUGACGCAGGUUGGAAACGGUCUCCGUCGCCACGAGUGAGCUCUCCAGCUGCUCCAGAGACCGCUGGACUUGCCUGUCCGCGACCACUCCUCGUUGGUCCGAUGUAUUGCCCGUUUCUUCCGUGCCGCGGAUUGCUCUCCUGGAGUUGCAGCCACAGGUUGAAGUCAGCCUGGGCUUCCUCUCUUUGGGGACGCGCGUUACCUACACACAGGAGAAAACGACGCUCCACACCUUUAACUUCUUCCACACUUCCUUCACAAGCAACAGAGAAAAGCUCCUAUUUUCAGACCACCGAGAUCUCACUGUGGACGGUAGUGGCUGCUAUUCAGGCCGUGGAGAAGAAGAUGGAGUCCCAGGCUGCCCGGCUACAGAGCCUGGAGGGACGCACGGGGACAGCUGAGAAGAAGCUGGCUGACUGCGAGAAGAUGGCCGUGGAGUUCGGGAACCAGCUGGAGGGCAAGUGGGCUGUGCUGGGGACCCUGCUGCAGGAGUACGGGCUGCUGCAGAGGCGGCUGGAGAACGUGGAGAACCUGCUGCGUAACAGGAACUUCUGGAUCCUGCGGCUGCCCCCGGGCAGCAAGGGGGAGGCCCCCAAGGUGUCCAGGUCACUGGAGAAUGAUGGCGUCUGUUUCACUGAGCAGGAAUGGGAGAAUCUGGAGGAUUGGCAGAAGGAGCUCUACAGAAACGUGAUGGAGAGUAACUAUGAGACGCUGGUCUCUCUGAAGGUCCUUGGCCAGCCAGAGGGAGAAGCAGAGUUGGGUACAGAGAUGCUGGGUGACUUGGAGGAGGAAGGUCCUGGUGGUGCCCACCCAGGUGGGGUCAUGAUCAAACAGGAGCUACAGUAUACACAGGAAGGCCCUGCGGAUCUUCCUGGAGAGUUCUCGUGCAUUGCUGAAGAGCAGGCUUUCCUGAGCCCGGAGCAGACUGAGCUCUGGGGUGGUCAGGGCGGUUCUGUCCUCUUGGAAACAAGUCCUGGGGACUCUACUCUAGAGAAGCCUGUUUGUAGUAGAGAUCCUAGCAGCGGCAGAACUGUGGGCUGCCCGAAGCAGAAAUCUCAUAGGCAGGUACAGCUGGGCCAGGAAUGUGGGCAGGGCCUGAAGCUGAAAAAGGACACUUCCCGCCCCUAUGAAUGUUCUGAGUGUGAGAUCACCUUCCGCUAUAAGCAACAGCUGGCCACACAUCUGCGCAGCCACUCGGGGUGGGAGUCUUGUACACCUGAGGAGCCAGUGGAGAGCCUUAGGUCCAGGCCACGGCUGAAACCGCAGACCCAAAAGGCUAAGCUGCAUCAGUGUGAUGUGUGCCUGAGGAGCUUCAGCUGCAGGGUGAGCCUGGUGACCCAUCAGCGUUGCCACCUGCAGGAGGGGCCCAGUGCCAGCCAACAUGUCCAGGAGAGGUUCUCACCCAACAGCCUGGUUGCCCUGCCUGGCCACAUCCCUUGGAGGAAAAGCCGGAGUUCCCUCAUCUGUGGGUACUGUGGCAAGAGCUUCAGUCACCCGUCUGAUCUGGUGCGGCACCAGCGCAUCCACACGGGCGAGCGGCCCUAUAGCUGCACCGAGUGUGAGAAGAGCUUUGUCCAGAAGCAGCACCUCCUGCAGCACCAGAAGAUCCACCAGCGGGAGCGGGGCGGGGAGCCCGGAAGGCCCAAUGGACUGCUUUAAGGGUGCAGCCCCUCGCCCGUCCGGGGGGCGGAGGGGGGUGGCAUUGGUCCCCCCGAAGAGACUGCAGAGUCAGGAACUGACUUCUUCCUGAGGGCAGUUGUUUCUGAUUUGUCUUCCCUUGUCCCAGUACCAAGUCAAGCCCAGAGGCUGUCCUGAAAACCCUGUGGAAGAAGAGUCCAGGCCAGGUCUUUACCUUGCUGCUGAGUUUGCUGUUUCUUGGCACCUUCAGGUCUCUGGUUUUCUCAUUCAUGCUGAUGCUUGUGGGCUGGGGUUGCCGUUCCGACCCCACAGGGACUGGUGGCUGGUUCCAGGGCUUGUCCCGGCAUUUCAUGUCUUCCCACAGGGUUGAGUCGGGUCAUAGGGGUGAGCAGCUGCCUGGAAGAGUUUUGGAAAGUAUAACCCUCCGUUUUUUCUUGUUUUGUAAUCUCUGUUAAUAACAAGUAGAAGUAAUAAUUUAAAUGAGCUGCUUACCCUGCUCUGAAGAACCUUUUUUGGAAUUAGAUUUUAGUUGAUUUUUUAGAGAACACAGCCCAAUACUUGUUUUUUACAUUUUAAGAGUUGUAGAAGUUGUUCCUAACAUGGGGACUGGGCCUACCCUCUAGGAGGGAAUUGUUAAUGGGGCUCUUUUAGCCCACCGAUGCUUACUUAGGCCAGAGGCAGGGGACACAGUGCUAGGUUCCCUUAUGGGGUGCUUGUCUCAAAAGGACCAAGAGGAAAAGAGUCGGAGGGAUAGACCCCGCAGCCCCUGCUGAGAAGAAAGAUGCUAGUGAAGAGGCCGAUGGUGUGGCUGUGGUCUGGGACUUGCAGUGUCUCAGCAUGCGCCUCUCCUCUUCCCACCUCCUCCUUGCUGUGUUCUGCAGCCUCCCAGAGUAGAAGACUACUUUGUUACUUAAGGUUGUUCACCUUGUACCAGUGGUUGAGUUUGUUCCUAUUACACCAAUCCUUACUUGAGGUGGUUCAGAUUAUAGUUUCCAAAUUCAUUCUGGGAUUGACUAUUCCAGAGAAGGUAGAGAAAAAGCACACAGAUGUUUGUCUCAGGAGUGUUGAAUGUGUGCCCCGCUGCUGUGUGGGGGGAUGGGAGUGGGCUCUGGGGUCAUUUGUGAAAAUCCCCUUGGAUGAUUUGCCGUUGCCUAGAAUAAAACUUGUACUAGAAAAAAAAAAAAAAAAAAGUU